This is a messenger RNA of Arachis duranensis, 2971 nucleotides long. Its product is annotated as putative pentatricopeptide repeat-containing protein At3g25970. The transcript is spliced from 3 exons. Gene Ontology annotation, molecular function: RNA binding; protein binding. Gene Ontology annotation, biological process: RNA modification. The record is from RefSeq and is a predicted model, not a curated record. The coding region runs from base 825 to 2939 and encodes 704 amino acids. NCBI's taxonomy places the organism in Eukaryota, Viridiplantae, Streptophyta, Magnoliopsida, Fabales, Fabaceae.
UGCUUACUAAAGAAAACAAAGGAAAACAAAACCUAACGGCUAACGUCGCAUCUCUUCUCUGUUCUCCAUUGUUGGACAGCCUCACCGUCUCCACUGCCGCUGCCAGUGCCUCUCGGCUCUGCUGUUCUGCGCUUCUGUUUCUCCUCUCUCUCGCAGCCGGUCUCCGUUUUCUCCCUCAUCUGUGCUGCAAGGUAGUAUUGUCAAUUGAGUCCAAAGUCCUAGAGCUGACCCUAAACCCUUCAAGUUAAUUUUAGUCUACAGCCUUAAAAUUACAAUAACACAUUUUAUAAGGUGUGCUGUGCGGCUGUGCCAUCGUCUUCGUCUUUGUCUGAUUCGUCGAAGUUGCGGUGGUUGCUCCUCCUCUCUGACGUGGUGGACGACGCGGUGGCUCCUCCUCCUUCCUGACGCGGUGGCUCCUCCUGCUCCCUGACGCGAUGGAUGACGCAGUGGCUCCUCCUCCUCCCUAAUGCGGUGGCUGCUCCUCCUCCCUGACGCGGUGGACGACGCAGUGGAUGCUCCUCCUUCUUGUUCUCCUUCUUCCAUUUUGCUUUCUGGAAAAUGCUUCAGGUCCCUGAGCACCAAGUAGCUGGCCUGGCCAUAAUGUGAAAGACAUUAAACUGAAAAACUUAUGCCUAUGAAGGCUUCAGAUUAUAUGGAGAUUUUCUUCUUUCCAUGCACCUAUGUAUAAACCAUUCUUGCACGAAUGUUCUCAAGAUUAUAGCUCAUUUGAAGUUGUGCUUCUUCAUCGUUGAGGCUUGAGUAAAACAAUACUAGAAGCAACAGAGCAGAUAACUCUUAUUAUUAAUUUAAGUUUGCAUCAAUGAAUGAAGAGGUUGCACUCUCUCAUUCAUACCUCAUCUAUCAGUUUUCUUGCAGCACAAGCAGCCCAUUCCCAAGCAAUCAAGCUAGGAACCAUAUCUUGUCUCUACACUACCAAUAACAUCAUAAGUGCUUAUACAAAAUGCAGAAAGUUAGAUCUUGCCCACCAAUUGUUCGACGAAAUGUCCCACAGAGACAUUGUCUCUUGGAAUACCUUGAUUUCCGGUUAUGUGAACUCUGGUGAUCUCGAGGCCUCAUGGGGUGUCUUCACUUCCAUGAGAAGGUGUGGACUUGUAUUUGAUGGCCACACAUUUGGAAGCAUGCUCAAAGGUGUUGCUUGUGAUCGCGAGCUUGAGCUAGGGCGACAACUGCAUUCUAUUGUGAUCAAGAUGGGGUUUUCUGGGAAUUUGUUCUCCGGUAGUGCCCUUCUUGACAUGUAUGCCAAGUGUGGGAGCAUCAAUGAUGCACAUGUUGUGUUCCAAUGGAUGCCAGAGCGAAACCAUGUCUCGUGGAAUGCUUUGAUUGCAGGUUAUUCACAAGUUGGUGAUCAUGGUAUGUCAUUUUGGGUGCUAAGGUGUAUGGAACUUGAGGGUGUUGGGAUUGAUGAUGGUACAAUAUCUCCUUUUUUGACAUUGCUUGAUUGUUUUGAGUUUUACAGUUUAGCUAUGCAAUUGCACGGUAAGAUUGUAAAACAUGGGCUGGAAUCAUUUAACACUGUUUGCAAUGCCAUUAUCACGGCAUACGCAGAGUGUGGUUCUUUACUAGAUGCUAAGAGAGUAUUUGAUGCUGCUACUGUGUGUCGUGAUCUGGUUACUUGGAAUUCUAUGAUUGCUGCUUACAUGAAGCAUCAGAAAGAAGAUCUUGCUUUUAAAGUUUUCAUUGAUAUGCAAAAUUUUGGUUUUGUGCCUGAUGUUUAUACCUACACCGAGAUUGUCAGUGCUUGUUCUGCACAAAAUAUCAAAAGCCAUGGAAAAUGUUUACAUGGCUUGGUAAUAAAACGAGGCUUUGAAAAAUCUGUUCCAGUUUCAAAUGCUUUGAUUACCAUGUAUAUUAGGAUAAAUAGCAGGUGCAUGGAAGAUGCCACUAAAAUAUUCUUUUCCAUGGACCUAAAAGAUUGUUGCACAUGGAACUCCAUUUUGGCAGGGUACUCACAGGUUGGUUCGAAUGAAGAUGUCUUGAGGUUAUUUGUACAGAUGAGAUUUCUGGCUAUACAGAUUGACGACUAUACUUUUUCUGCUGUUAUCAGAUCAUGUUCAGAUUUAGCUACUCUACAGUUAGGUCAACAAGUCCAUGUCUUAGCUGUUAAAGUUGGUUUUGAUACCAAUAAAUAUGUUGCUAGUUCAUUGAUUUUCAUGUAUUCUAAAUGUGGGGUCAUAGAAGAUGCUAGGAAAUCCUUUGAUGCUACCUCCAAAGACAAUGCUAUAGUCUGGAAUUCAAUCAUAUUCGGGCAUGCACAGCAUGGACAGGGCAGCGUUGCGCUUGAUCUCUUUUACUUAAUGAGAGAGAGAAAAGUGAAACCUGAUCAUAUAACAUUUGUUGCAGUUCUAACUGCAUGUAGUCAUAGUGCACUGGUAGAAGAAGGCCGGAGCUUUAUAAAGUCAAUGGAGUUUGAUUUUGGCAUUCCACCACGAAUGGAGCACUAUGCUUGCGCAGUGGAUCUCUAUGGCCGAGCCAGGCAUCUAGAGAAGGCGAAAUCUCUGGUUGAGUCGAUGCCCUUUGAACCCGAUGCCAUGGUUUUGAAGACUUUAUUAGGUGCAUGCAGAAUUUGUGGGGAUAUCGAAUUAGCUAUUGGUGUUGCGAAAAUUUUACUAGAGCUGGAGCCUGAGGAUCAUUGUACUUAUGUUCUGCUUUCUGACAUGUAUGGAAGACUCAAGAUGUGGGAUGAAAAAGCUAGUGUGACUAGGCUGAUGAGAGAAAGGGGAGUGAAAAAGGUUCCUGGUUGGAGUUGGAUAGAAGUAAAAAAUAAAGUGCAUGCUUUCAAUGCUGAAGAUCACUCCCACCCCCAGUGUGAUGAGAUAUACUUACUGCUACAUCAAUUAAAGGAGGAAACUAAGUUGUUCAAUUAUUUGGACAAUCAAACUGUGUUAGUACCAUCAUGUUUAAUAUCACAAAUUCUAUAACUAUUUUGAGACAAAAUUUUCACUGAUAAUAA